AUGUUUCAGUUGCCCAUCUUGAAUUUCAGCCCCCAGCAGGUCGCCGGGGUCUGCGAGACUCUGGAGGAGAGCGGGGACGUCGAGCGCCUCGGCCGCUUCCUCUGGUCGCUGCCCGUCGCGCCAGCGGCCUGUGAGGUCCUCAACAAAAACGAGUCGGUGCUGAGGGCCCGGGCCGUCGUCGCCUUCCAUACCGGCAAUUUCCGCGAACUUUACCACAUCCUGGAGAACCACAAGUUCACCAAAGAGUCGCACACGAAGCUGCAGGCGCUGUGGCUCGAAGCGCACUACCAGGAGGCUGAGAAGCUGCGGGGACGCCCGCUGGGGCCGGUGGACAAAUACAGGGUGCGGAAGAAGUUCCCCCUACCCAGAACCAUUUGGGACGGAGAGCAGAAAACCCACUGCUUCAAGGAGAGAACCCGGCAUUUGUUAAGAGAAUGGUAUUUGCAGGAUCCCUACCCGAAUCCCAGUAAAAAGAGGGAGCUUGCACAGGCUACAGGACUUACACCCACACAAGUAGGAAACUGGUUCAAAAAUCGCAGACAAAGAGACAGAGCGGCGGCUGCAAAGAACAGGCUCCAGCAGCAGGUCCUGUCCGGCGGCUCGGUUCGCUCCCUGGGGGACGAGGACGGCACCGUGGACCGCCUGGGGAACUCGUCCAGUCCGGAGGCCAGUCUGUCCAGCAAAGCAGCCGCCUCGGCCAUCUCCAUCACCUCCAGCGACAGUGAAUGUGACAUCUGACGGGCGGAUCGAGGGUGUUGAUGAAUUAAAAGGGGGAUGCGACUGAAAGACAAUCUAAUAAAAACAAGUCAUAGUGCCUGCGUUGAGUUAUAAAACACACACACACACAAACUGAUAUUUGACGGGUGCCAAAACAUGAGGGGAUCUGCGAUCUGCGGCGGACUGCCCGUCCUUAUCCUUUUAGGCCUACUUUUUUUUUAAUUUGUUUGUUUGCGUUUUACCCACGUGUGGAUAACUGAACUUAAUACGGACGAAACAUAUUUGACGGACUAAUAAACCAACGCCCCGAGAUGAAAAGUAAAAAAGAAGAAACAUUAAAAAAAGGGAUGAAGGCAUCCGAGCGCCUAACCUGCUGUUCUCUGUGGGUAUUUCAUGUUGAAAAAGAACUGUGAUAUUUUUACUUUA
Messenger RNA from Chelmon rostratus (copperband butterflyfish), 1143 nucleotides. It is a transcript of the gene six6a, whose product is annotated as SIX homeobox 6a. NCBI's taxonomy places the organism in Eukaryota, Metazoa, Chordata, Actinopteri, Chaetodontiformes, Chaetodontidae. Bases 1 to 738 code for a protein of 245 amino acids. The transcript is spliced from 2 exons. Gene Ontology annotation, molecular function: RNA polymerase II cis-regulatory region sequence-specific DNA binding; DNA-binding transcription factor activity, RNA polymerase II-specific. Gene Ontology annotation, cellular component: nucleus; transcription regulator complex. The record is from RefSeq and is a predicted model, not a curated record. Gene Ontology annotation, biological process: regulation of transcription by RNA polymerase II; eye development.